AUUGAAAAGGGAAGAGAAAGCAAAGAAGUAAAGAGAAGAGAAGAAAGAAAGCAGUAAAACCUGUCUCGUGAAGCAGCAGGUGAAGGAGGAGGAAAUGAAAAUAAAAGCUCACUCUUUUUCUUCUCCAUCCUUCUCUUUCUAUCUCUAAACACACUGAACUGAAACAGUAACAGCAACACCACACACAGUCUUCAUCUCUCUCUAGGAAAAAAAAAAGCUUUAUUUCUCUCUCUCUCUAAGAAUUCCAACAACACUCACAUUCAUUCUUUGCUUCCUCCUUUUAUAUCACGAGAUCCCCAUCUCUUUCUUUCUUUCCUUCUUCUUCUCUCUCUCUCUCUUCAUGUCUUCUUCUACAGAGCUUCCAAAUUCGCCCUUCUCCACUGGCCGCAGCUUCUUCAUUAACAGGCAUUGCUAACCCAGAGAGAGAGAGAGAGAGAGAGGGUGACGAAAAGAUUCAAUUUUUCGCGACCCAUUUCCUCCAAAAUGUCUCAUUCUUCGGGAAAACCCGUUUCCGAGGUGGUGGGUAUAGACGCCUUCGCCGAUCGCUUCCGUGAGACGGUGAACUUCGACACCAACAAACCCGAUUUCCGAGAACUCGAUCUGGGUUCACCUGUUUCGCCAUUGCGAACCCGAGGACCCGCAGCAAGUAGCAGUUCAAGCUCUUCCGGAUCCUUCUCUGGUAGAAACGGGCAUAACCCGGUUACCCGAAGAUCCGAAUCCACACCUGCCGGAAGCAAUGGUAACACUAACAAUAACAGCAACUCCGGCGAGCUUUCCGGUUCCAGUGAGAACAGUCCCACGGCGGGGAAUGCGCGUGGUUUCAAACCGGGUCAUGUUAGAUCCGAUUCGGGAUCCGCGCCGGCGCCGUUAAUUUAUUCGUGUCAGACGGUGAAUUCGCCGGCGCUGAAUGUUCUCCCCACCGGAAACAUAUGCCCUUCCGGCAAGAUCCUGAAGACGGGGAUGGCGGCGGGUCGGAGCUCCAGAACGGAUGUUCUCGGAUCCGGGAUGGGGAAUUACGGCCACGGGAGCAUAAUGCGCGGUGGCGCAAAGGCGGAGACGGUGGGUUCGGGUUCGGGUUCGGGUUCGAGGUGCGGUGUUGGCAAUGAGACGGUGAAGAGAGGGGUGCAGAGUGUGGAUCCGGAAGAGCUGAAGAGAGCUGGGAAUGAACAUUACAAAAGGGGUCACUUUGCUGAUGCUUUGAGUCUCUACGAUCGCGCAAUUGCGAUGUCGCCGGCGAGUGCCGCGUACCGGAGUAACCGAGCCGCGGCGUUGACUGGGUUGGGAAGGUUGGCUGAGGCUGUGAGGGAAUGUGAGGAGGCUGUGAGGUUGGAUCCUAAUUAUGGAAGAGCUCAUCAGCGAUUGGCUUCUCUUUUUCUUAGGUUGGGACAAGUGGAAAAUGCUAGGAAGCAUCUUUGUUAUCCCGGGCUGCAGUUAGAUCCGUGUGAGAUGCAGAAGUUGCAAGUGGUGGAAAAGCAUAUAAGCAAAUGUGGGGAUGUUAGGAGAAUAGGGGAUUGGAAGAGUGUUCUGAGGGAAGUUGAUGCUGCUGUUGCUGCCGGAGCGGAUUCUUCUCCUCGGCUCUUUAUGUGUAGAGCAGAAGCCCUUUUGAAGCUGCACCAAAUAGAUGAUGCAGAAUCGGUUAUGUUUCAUAUUCCCAAAAUGGAACUACUUAGUAAUUCCUCUUCUCAAGCUAGAUUUUUUGGGAUGCUUGCUGAAGCUUAUUCCUAUUUUGUCAGAGCUCAGAUUGAGAUGGCAUUGGGAAGGUUUGAGAAUGCAGUUACAGCUGCUGAGAAAGCCAGUCAGAUUGAUCCCCGGAAUGUUGAAGUUGCUGUUUUGCUCAACAAUGUAAGGAUGGUGGCAAGAGCUCGAGUGCGUGGUAAUGAUCUAUUUAAAUCUGAAAGGUUCACUGAAGCUUGCUCUGCUUAUGGGGAAGGUUUGAGAUUGGACCCUUCAAAUGCUGUUCUAUAUUGUAAUAGAGCAGCUUGUUGGUUUAAGCUUGGGCAAUGGGAAAGGUCAAUUGAAGACUCCAACCAAGCCUUACAUAUCCAACCAAAUUACACCAAAGCCCUUCUUCGGAGGGCUGCAUCAAACAGCAAGCUAGAAAGGUGGGAAGAAGCAGUCAAAGAUUAUGAAGUCUUGCGGAGAGAACUUCCUAAUGACAAUGAAGUUGCUGAAGCUCUUUUUCAUGCACAAGUUUCCCUAAAGAAAUCACGUGGGGAAGAAGUAUAUAAUUUAAAAUUUGGUGGUGAAGUGGAAGUAGUAUCAGGUCUUGAGCAGUUUAGAGCCGCGAUAUCUUUACCAGGUGUAUCUAUUGUCCAUUUUGAAGUUGCAUCUAACUUGCAAUGCAAGCAAAUAUCGCCAUUUGUAGAUACACUAUGUGGUCGAUAUCCAUCUAUUAACUUCCUCAAGGUGGACAUUCAAGAAAGCCCAACAGUUGCAACUGCAGAGAAUGUUAGGAUUGUACCAACCUUCAAGAUAUACAAAAAUGGCAGCCGAGUGAAGGAAAUUGUGUGCCCUAGUCGCGACAUGUUGGAACACUCUGUGAGGCAUUACAGCUUUUAGAACUCAUGACUUGUAAUGCUUCUCUGUUGUCUUCUGCAUUUCCAUAUUCUUGUUGCCCCAAACACCUCCAGUUAAACUCUCUAGUCUCUACAGCUCUUCCAGUCUUUUGAUCCCACCAUAAAGUGAUCACUUGAUACCUGUGACAUAGUCAAAACCAGAUAAUAAUCUCUUUAGCAGCCAAUGUCAUUGGAACCUAGAAAUAGUCUAGUUCCUUUUGGAGUUUUUAUUUAUUCAUUCAUUCCCCAUUGCUCUUUGGUUCCAUGUUCCUCCCAACUCCCUUAGUCGAUUUUCUUUUUCUCUACCCCGUUUCGUUCACUAGGUCAUCUAUUCUUGUACCCCCAGUUUCUUGAAGGUUAAAAGGAAAACAAAAAAAAAUGUUAUAUGUCUGUACAAUUGAUUUAAUUAUGAGUUUAAAUUACCUUUUAAGAUAGACAAAUAUAGACAGAUAUAGAAAUCAAGGGAGGGGAGGGUGUUGUGCUAGUUAGAGGGGGAUCUGUACAUGUAUAUAUGUGAUGAUAUAUACAAGACGCUGGAAGCCUUUGA
Messenger RNA from Abrus precatorius (Indian licorice), 3102 nucleotides. RefSeq names its product TPR repeat-containing thioredoxin TTL1. Bases 484 to 2559 code for a protein of 691 amino acids. The record is from RefSeq and is a predicted model, not a curated record. Gene Ontology annotation, cellular component: cytoplasm. Lineage: Eukaryota; Viridiplantae; Streptophyta; Magnoliopsida; Fabales; Fabaceae. The transcript is spliced from 7 exons. Gene Ontology annotation, molecular function: protein binding.